AUGGCCGCACCCUUCGAGGCUGUCCACCCGGAGUCCGAUGCAGAGGCGAAGACCUCUCCCCCGAGCUCCCGUGGCUGGAUGAAGAAGACAGCACUUGUGGCAACGCUGGGCCUGGGCGUCGUGGCUUUCCUGGCCAUGCCGGGCGCAAAGAAGUGUCAAUCCUUGGAUUUCGGUGCCUUCCAGGGAAAGUCCUCCUUGGGCGUGGAUGCGCAGAUGGCCCUGAAGGCCGACGCUCUGAAGAGCGUGAAGAAGCGCUCCCUGGCGGAGAAGAUCGUCAUGAAGGCCAUGAGGAGCACUGGCCACAAGUAUUCUCAGCACUACGAGCAGCAUGAGGUGCGGUCUUUGCCAGCAGAUCCGGCGGAUGCCGCGAGACAGAUGCUGACCAAGGACGAGAUCAUCGCCUACAAGAAGCAGAAGAAUGCAGACCGUAUGCGCAAGGCCACCAACGCCUACUGUGCUUUCAACGUUCUGGAGGCUUUUGUGUCGGUGGUUGGCAUGGGCGACGACAUCAACGCCAUCAUCAGGACCUGCCCUGCUCCCCGAGAUGGCGAGUCGGAGCUCGCAUGCCAAGUGAACGGUGCCAUUUUGGUGACCUGGGUGGCCAAUGCUGCGGCGAAGCUCUCUUACGCCGCCUCGAACUGCGCCCUCAAUCUCAACGUGGAUGCAGUGUGUUCCGUGGGCGUGACCGGCCUUGUCUCCGUGAUGGGUGAGCUGGCAGCGACCGCUUCCCUGGCUGCGGCCACGUGCACGGGUGUCCCGCCACAGCUGACCACCAGCAAGAUCAGCGUCCUCGGCGACCAGACCGUGCGGGAUGGACGACGACUGCUCAUCGGUGAGGGUCCGAUUGGCGUGGGCGUGCAGUGCGGGGUUGACGUCGGCAUGGUGGUCGCCAACCUUGCCAACAUGGGCCUUUCCAUCAACUCCGCGGUGAACAGCGGCCAAUGCGGCCGCGUCAACCUCGACGGGCCCAUCAACAAGGUCUCCGGCCUCUACAGCGCACUGUGUACGGUGGACAUCGGCGGUGCGAUCGCCUACAUGAGCCAGGUGGUCACAUUCAUCAACUUGAUUGUGGUCCAUUGCCAGGACUUCUUGGACGUGAGCGCGCUCUGUGGCGCAAGCAUCUCCGGCAUCAUCACUGCUGCGGCCGCCAUGGCCCCUUAUGGUGCCGCAGUGCAUGCGGCCUGCGCCAAGGGCAGCAUCCUCAAGAACCCCAAGAAGGCGGAGGCCAUCAGCAGCCUCUACACGGUGCCCACGCCCCGCCGCUUGGAGGAGCUGAAGCAGCUGAAUGCGGUCAAGGAUGCCAUGGCCAACCUCAAGGACCUCCGACAGCAGUUGGAGGCCAAGCUUGGCUUCAACGCUUCGGUGCCGACCAUGUACUCCGAGGCGAACAUGGAGCAGAUGAUCCAACUCAUGGACGACGGCGUGGGUGACAACACCGAGAAGUCCAUGCGCGGGUCCCCGGUCUUCUCCGAGGAUGACUUGCUCUUCACCUCUUCCAGCGAAGACAAGCUUCGCAAGGGGGUCGGCAAGUUGGCGAAGACCUCUCCCCCGAGCUCCCGUGGCUGGAUGAAGAAGACAGCACUUGUGGCAACGCUGGGCCUGGGCGUCGUGGCUUUCCUGGCCAUGCCGGGUGCAAAGAAGUGUCAAUCCUUGGAUUUCGGUGCCUUCCAGGGAAAGUCCUCCUUGGGCGUGGAUGCGCAGAUGGCCCUGAAGGCCGACGCUCUGAAGAGCGUGAAGAAGCGCUCCCUGGCGGAGAAGAUCGUCAUGAAGGCCAUGAGGAGCACUGGCCACAAGUAUUCUCAGCACUACGAGCAGCAUGAGGUGCGGUCUUUGCCAGCAGAUCCGGCGGAUGCCGCGAGACAGAUGCUGACCAAGGACGAGAUCAUCGCCUACAAGAAGCAGAAGAAUGCAGACCGUAUGCGCAAGGCCACCAACGCCUACUGUGCUUUCAACGUUCUGGAGGCUUUUGUGUCGGUGGUUGGCAUGGGCGACGACAUCAACGCCAUCAUCAGGACCUGCCCUGCUCCCCGAGAUGGCGAGUCGGAGCUCGCAUGCCAAGUGAACGGUGCCAUUUUGGUGACCUGGGUGGCCAAUGCUGCGGCGAAGCUCUCUUACGCCGCCUCGAACUGCGCCCUCAAUCUCAAUGUGGAUGCAGUGUGUUCCGUUGGCGUGACCGGCCUUGUCUCCGUGAUGGGUGAGCUGGCAGCGACCGCUUCCCUGGCUGCGGCCACGUGCACGGGGGUCCCGCCGCAGCUGACCACCAGCAAGAUCAGCGUCCUUGGCGACCAGACCGUGCGGGAUGGACGACGACUGCUCAUCGGUGAGGGCCCGAUUGGCGUGGGCGUGCAGUGCGGGGUUGACGUCGGCAUGGUGGUCGCCAACCUUGCCAACAUGGGCCUUUCCAUCAACUCCGCGGUGAACAGCGGCCAAUGCGGCCGCGUCAACCUCGACGGGCCCAUCAACAAGGUCUCCGGCCUCUACAGCGCACUGUGUACGGUGGACAUCGGCGGUGCGAUCGCCUACAUGAGCCAGGUGGUCACAUUCAUCAACUUGAUUGUGGUCCAUUGCCAGGACUUCUUGGACGUGAGCGCGCUCUGUGGCGCAAGCAUCUCCGGCAUCAUCACUGCUGCGGCCGCCAUGGCCCCUUAUGGUGCCGCAGUGCAUGCGGCCUGCGCCAAGGGCAGCAUCCUCAAGAACCCCAAGAAGGCGGAGGCGAUCAGCAGCCUCUACACGGUGCCCACGCCCCGCCGCUUGGAGGAGCUGAAGCAGCUGAAUGCGGUCAAGGAUGCCAUGGCCAACCUCAAGGACCUCCGACAGCAGUUGGAGGCCAAGCUUGGCUUCAACGCUUCGGUGCCGACCAUGUACUCCGAGGCGAACAUGGAGCAGAUGAUCCAACUCAUGGACGACGGCGUGGGUGACAACACCGAGAAGUCCAUGCGCGGGUCCCCGGUCUUCUCCGAGGAAGAGUGCGACGAGUAG
Messenger RNA from Symbiodinium natans, 2979 nucleotides. Lineage: Eukaryota; Dinophyceae; Suessiales; Symbiodiniaceae. The record is from the annotation of a GenBank genome assembly.